CUUUCCCUUUCCUACCUACAUAGUUACCCAUUUAUGAUAGGUAAUCGUUUAUCAAAACAAUAAUUCACCUCAGCCAUGGCUACCUCAUCCUCCAUCGGAUGCUCCCCAACUGCCGACGACGCCUUCGGCCCCAUCGUCCAGAACUGCCGUCACGGUUUCGACUUCACCCUGACAUUUGAACAAUGUCUUUUCACAAUCUUGCCGGCGUUGCUCCUACUGCUCGCCGCACCUCUCCGCCUCCGCCACCUCGCCAAACUUCCUCGUGCCGUAUCCGGCACCGCCCUCCGCCUCGCCAAACAGGCCGCCAUCGGUGUUCUUGCCGUACUGCAGCUCGCCCUUGUCGCGCUGUGGGCAACCCACCGAGAAGCGGGCCGCCUACGCACCGUCUCCAUCGUAGCUUCCUGCGCGUCCUUUGCCGCCGCAGUCAUGUUUGGUGGUCUCUCAUCUAUAGAACACGCGAAGAGCCUUAAGCCUUCGUCCAUUUUGAAUAUAUAUAUGCUCGUGUCCCUGGUGCUGGAUGGAGCAAUCCUCCGCACCGUAUGGCUGUCGCACUUAAGCGUCACCAUUAGCGCCGUCUUCUCCACGUCUUUCGCGUUGAAGGCGGUCAUCGUGAUCCUCGAGGCCUGGGGGAAGACGUCGUACCUCGCCGGCGGUCGUGGGUCGUACAGCCCCGAGGAGACUAGUGGCAUCUACAGCCGCGGUCUCUUCUGGUGGCUUACGCCCUUGCUGCUGACAGGGUUUCGUCGUCUCCUGAAGCCGUUGGACCUGUUCGUCUUGGAUGGGUCCAUGUCGACUGCCGUGCUGGACGAGAGAUUCUGGCGUGACUGGAACAAGGCGUCGUCGUUCUCGGCCGCCGUCCAGCCGGACGCAUCACCUCGUCCGAAGCGUCACCGGCUCAUCAGGACCUGCGUCAGUACGCUGAAGUGGCAGUUGCUGGCAGUCAUCCUGCCGAGGAUAUUUCUGUUGGGCUUCACCAUCUGCCAGCCCCUGAUCUUGAAUCGAUUCCUCGACUUCCUACAGAACACUCCCGAGGAUGUCAACUACGGUUAUGGCCUCAUUGGCGCCUACGGCUUCGUAUACCUCGGCAUCUCCGUCUCAUCCAGCUUUUACUGGCACAAGGCUUUCCGAUCCUUGGCCAUGCUCAGAGGCAUCCUGGUUACUGCCGUCUACUCCAAGACGACCGAGUUGCGCGUCGCACCCGGAGACAAUUCUGCCGCGGUGACUCUGAUGUCGACCGAUGUCGAUGUCAUCAUCCGUGCCUGGCGCGAAGUCCACGAGUUCUGGGCCAACACCAUUCAAAUUGCCCUCGCAACAUGGCUUCUCAGCACACAUCUCGGCUACGCAGCCUCCGGUCCCAUCGUGGUCUCCGUCGUUGCUUUGAUCGCCACCGUCUUCUUCGCUCCUGCCGCCCAGAAAUACCAAGUCAUCUGGGUUGAGAAAGUUCAGAGGCGCAUCGGCAUCACCUCAGCCAUGGUUGGCCACAUCAAAAGCAUCAAGAUGUCAGGACUGACGCAAAUGCUUUCAAAGACCCUGGCAGACCUCAGAAUCGACGAGAUGAAGGCGGCAACCCCCUUCCGCGUCAUCGGUGCCAUCACCUCGGCUGUCGCGCAGGUGCCCCUGAUGCUUGCUCCGGUGGUCGCCUUCGCCAUGUACACGGCCAUCGCGGCCAAAACUGGUCAGACUCUUGAUGCCACCAAGCUGUUUGCUGCUCUUUCUUUGAUCAUUCUGCUCGCGAAUCCCCUUUUUUGGAUGUUUGAGGUUGUCUUGGACAUGAGCGCUGCCCUUGCGUGCUUCCAACGUAUCGAGACGUAUCUGACCGAGCCGCCUCAGGUUGAGUAUCGGUCAUUCCCUUCUGACCUACAACCUGGAACGCAGUCCACGGGAUCAUACAGGUCUUCCGAAGACAUCCAACUACAAACUCUUGAGAACAGAGGAGAGCAUGCUUUGGAAAGGAACCCGAGCACAAGGCCUGCUCUUAGUGUACAGGAAGCGUCUCUGAGCUGGAAGGAUGAAGCUUACUCCAUUCUGAGUGGUCUAAAUUUCGACAUACAGAAGGGUCAGCUGGUGAUGCUCGUAGGGCCUGUUGCAUCUGGCAAAAGCACUCUCCUGAAAGGCCUCCUUGGCGAACUACCUCACGUCACAGGGACGGUUGCCCUUUCCAGCACCCGUGUUUCCUGGUGCGAGCAAAGCCCAUGGCUGAUCAACGAGACAGUUCGUAAGAACAUCAUCUGCUUCUCCGAGUUCGAUCUACACCUCUAUCGACAGGUUCUGAAGGCCUGCGACCUCGAGAAGGAUCUCGCCCAGCUCCCAGAGGAGGACCUAACAAUUAUCGGCAGCAAGGGUAUCGUCUUGAGUGGAGGUCAAAAGCAGCGUGUCGCCCUUGCCAGGGCUAUUUAUUCUCGGCCAGAGAUCGCCUUGUUUGAUGACAUAUUCAGUGGAUUGGAUAAUCACACUGCCAGAACCGUGUUCCAGCGCAUCUUCAGUGCCGAUGAAGGCAUGCUCAGGGCUUGGGGAACUUCAAUUGUCCUUGCCACUCAGUCCGUGAGCUUUCUGUCCCGGGCAGACAUGAUCGUCACUCUCGGAGACGGCAAGAUCGCAGAGAUGGGAAGUUUCGAAAAGUGUCGAAACGCAGAUGGCUAUGUCGGCAAUCUCGUUGCGUCGGGACCCCUCAGCCGAGAUGAAGACAAGGCGCAACAAGAGAAGACCGACAAUGACACAACGUCUCAAGUGCUACCAGAGAGUAGGGCCAAGGCGGUCGAGGAGCAAGAAGACAAGCGGCGGCAGCUGGGUGACUGGAGCGUCUACGGCUACUACUUUGGCAGUGUCGGGACCGUCCUCGUCGCCAUCAUGAUAUUCCUCCAAGUGACCUGGGCCUUCUUCUCAACAUUUCCGACUAUUUGGCUAAAGUUCUGGACGGACGCCAACGUCAAGUCCCCAGGACGACACGAUGCCUACUAUCUCGGCAUCUACGCGGCUCUUCAAAUCGGAGGUGUAUUUAGCUUUGCAGUACUCAUCUGGUUCGUACUCGUCCCAGUGGCAGCGAAAUCUGGAAUCAACCUACACCAGAGACUUCUCAAAGCCGUCGUGCAUGCUCCUCUCUCCCUUUUCACAAGCACAGAUAUCGGCUCCAUCACAACCCGAUUUUCGCAGGAUAUCGGCCUGAUCGACCGAAGCCUACCCCUGGCACUGGUGAUUUCUCUUGCAAGCUUCUUCACUUGCAUUGGCAAGGCCUUCCUCAUAGUCUCGGUCUCGUGGUACAUCGUCAUCAGCUUCCCCGUUCUUAUUCUCGUCUUCUACUACAUCCAGCGGGCCUACCUCCGCACCUCCCGUCAGCUACGUCUCUUGGACCUCGAGGAGAAAGCUCCCAUCUACACACACUUCCUCGAGACUCUCUCGGGCCUCCCAACCCUCCGCGCCCACGCCCUCACCCACGCCACUAUAACCCGCUCCCAUGCCCUUAUCGACCGCUCCCAGCGGCCCUUUUACAUCCUCCUCCUCACCCAGCAGUGGCUCACCCUCGUCCUCGACCUCGCAACCGCCGCCCUCGCCGUCCUCGUCGUCGGCGUCGCCGUCCACCUGCGCGCCACCGCAUCUAUUGGCCUCACGGGUGUUUCUCUUGUCCAGCUCAUCUCCUUCACUGAGACCCUCAAAAUGCUGAUCCAGUUCUGGACCUCUCUCGAGACUUCCAUCGGCGCCGUCGCGCGCAUCAAAAACUUCUCCGAGGAGACAGCCGACGAGGUCGAAGACAACCGUCUGACACGGCACGACCGGGCAUUGGAGACGGACCUGAAGAGCGGCUGGCCAGACAGGGGGGCCAUAGAGAUUUGCGACGUUUCCGCGUCUUACGACGCAACCGGCCCAGGCGAAGACGGAAAAACUGCCGCGACGAGAGCCCUGGACGGCAUCUCCAUCUCCAUCCGUCCCGGCGAGAAGAUCGGCGUCGUGGGCCGCACGGGAAGCGGCAAGUCCUCCCUUCUACUCGCCCUUAUGCGCCUCCUGCCGUUGUCCUCCGGGACUAUAUCGAUCGACGGGAGGCCCAUCGACUCUUUGCCCCUCCUGCCCCUGCGGUCGGCCCUCAUUGCCAUCACCCAAGACCAGUUUAUCCUUCCUGGGACGGUGCGACAGAACCUCGACCCCCUUGGCACGGCAUCCGCCGCCGGGGACGCCGCGGUCGAGUCGGCGCUCGCGCGCCUCGGCCUCUGGGACACAAUCCGAGACAACGGCGGGCUGGACGCCGAGUUCGCCGAGGAGGCACUGAGCCACGGGCAGAGACAGCUGUUCUUCUUCGCGAGGGCCAUCUUGAGGAGGCACGUAGGACGGGUGGUUCUCCUAGACGAGGCGACGAGCAGCAUCGACGCCCACACCGAGAAGAUGGUCAGAGACCUCGUCCGCGAAGAGUUCAACGACCACACCGUCAUCGCCAUCGCUCAUCGUCUGGACACGGUCGCCGACUUCGAUCGCGUCGUGGUGCUGGACAAGGGCCGCGUUGUCGAGGUCGGCAACCCCCAGGACCUCUUGCUACAGGCAGAUGGAAGGUUCAGGGAGCUCUGGGAUGCCAGCAGACAGCACGGAAGACACGACGAUGCUUAGUGUCGGGAAAACCUGCCUCGUUCGUUCAUGGAAGAAGACAGCGCGCGUGCUCAGGCCGGAUGGAACGAUUUAAUGUUCUUCCUGAUUUCGUGUUUGUUUUAGUUUUGCCAUUUUUUUGUUGUUUACGUGUUUCUCUGCU
Colletotrichum destructivum is the source of this 4729-nucleotide messenger RNA. RefSeq names its product Putative AAA+ ATPase domain, ABC transporter type 1, transmembrane domain-containing protein. Bases 76 to 4590 code for a protein of 1504 amino acids. The transcript has 13 exons. The record is from RefSeq and is a predicted model, not a curated record. Gene Ontology annotation, biological process: transmembrane transport. Gene Ontology annotation, cellular component: membrane. Gene Ontology annotation, molecular function: ABC-type transporter activity; ATP hydrolysis activity; ATP binding. NCBI's taxonomy places the organism in Eukaryota, Fungi, Ascomycota, Sordariomycetes, Glomerellales, Glomerellaceae.